Molecule: messenger RNA, 1206 nt
Organism: Drosophila teissieri
Lineage: Eukaryota; Metazoa; Arthropoda; Insecta; Diptera; Drosophilidae
Gene: Arr2
Product: phosrestin-1
Exons: 3
Coding region: 1-1206 (401 amino acids)
Biological process (GO): G protein-coupled receptor internalization; signal transduction
Cellular component (GO): cytoplasm
Molecular function (GO): G protein-coupled receptor binding
Source: RefSeq, a predicted model, not a curated record
AUGGUUGUAUCCGUGAAGGUCUUCAAGAAGGCCACGCCCAACGGCAAGGUCACCUUCUAUCUGGGCCGCCGCGACUUCAUCGACCACAUCGACUACUGUGAUCCCGUCGAUGGAGUGAUUGUCGUGGAGCCGGACUACCUGAAGAACAGGAAGGUCUUUGGCCAACUGGCCACCACCUAUCGCUAUGGUCGCGAGGAGGACGAGGUCAUGGGAGUGAAGUUCUCCAAGGAGCUAAUCCUGAGCCGCGAGCAAAUCGUGCCCAUGACCAAUCCCAACAUGGAGAUGACACCGAUGCAGGAGAAGCUGGUCCGCAAACUGGGCAGCAACGCCCAUCCGUUCACCUUCCACUUCCCGCCCAACUCGCCCAGCUCCGUCACUCUGCAGCAGGAGGGCGACGACAACGGAAAGCCCCUGGGCGUGGAGUACACCAUCCGGGCAUUUGUGGGCGAUUCCGAGGACGAUCGCCAGCACAAGCGCAGCAUGGUCAGUCUGGUUAUCAAGAAGCUGCAGUACGCUCCCCUCAAUCGUGGCCAGCGUCUGCCCAGCUCGCUGGUCAGCAAGGGAUUCACCUUCUCGAACGGCAAGAUUAGCUUGGAGGUCACGCUGGACAGGGAGAUCUACUACCACGGCGAGAAGACGGCUGCCACCGUCCAGGUGUCGAACAACUCCAAGAAGUCGGUGAAGAGCAUCAAGUGCUUCAUUGUGCAGCACACCGAGAUCACCAUGGUGAACGCGCAGUUCAGCAAGCACGUGGCCCAGCUGGAGACCAAGGAGGGCUGCCCCAUCACUCCGGGCGCCAAUCUCACCAAGACCUUCUACCUGAUUCCGCUGGCGGCCAACAACAAGGAUCGCCACGGUAUCGCCCUGGAUGGACACUUGAAGGACGAGGAUGUCAACCUGGCCUCGUCCACCAUGGUGCAGGAGGGCAAGUCCACGGGAGAUGCCUGUGGUAUUGUCAUCUCGUACUCGGUGCGCAUCAAGCUGAACUGCGGCACUCUGGGAGGCGAAAUGCAGACGGAUGUGCCCUUCAAGCUGCUCCAACCGGCACCGGGAACCAUUGAGAAGAAGCGCUCGAAUGCCAUGAAGAAGAUGAAGUCCAUCGAGCAGCACCGCAAUGUGAAGGGCUACUACCAGGAUGACGACGACAACAUUGUAUUCGAGGACUUCGCCAAGAUGCGCAUGAACAAUGUCAACAUGGCGGACUAG